AUGACGUUCCCCCUAUUGCCCAUUGUCUCAUCAGAGGACGAAAUUGCAAGAUUGUCCGUCACCGGAAAAAUACUUUUACCCUUCUCGGCUAUAAAGCCUGAAAAGCAUGCACUCAAUAGGUAUCCGUCGUCUGUCGACGUCUUCGUGGAUGCAUCUUCAUCCACCGAUAUGAUUGUGGAUGAUUUGAUUGCUUUGCUUAACAUCGGCGUCAAAAACUUAUUUGUGUCUGAAGCCCAGUUCGAUCAAGUGAUUGCCGCCGGCUUACCAACUUCGAGAUUCUCUGUGGAGAUAGACUCCGUGACCGAGAAGCAACUUUCUUCCAAGGCUUCCUUUGUUGUGAGUGAAAAAUUAAAUGAUGAUAUGUUCAAGGAGCUCUCUUCUGGAGGUAAUAGGAAUAUCUUCUACAAGGGCAAGGUUUCACCUCAAGAGGCCGUGCAGCUUGCGACCCUUGGAUACAUCUUGGUGAUUCCAGGAGCAGAGUUGUCAACUUCCACGAAUUCCGAGAACCUCAUUUCUGUAGGAGAUGUCUUUAUCUCAACAUUGACGACGGACCGUCCUGAUGGGCUUUUUACAACUUUGAUCACCUCACCUGCACCUGCUAAUGCCGCUUUGGGCGUCGUUUAUUCAUCCAAAGCAUCCAUAAAGGCUUCCAUUGCUGAGGGAGAAGGUGUCUACCAAUCUCGUAAGCGUCCAGAUGAGUUGUGGUACAAGGGCAAAACGUCCGGUGCCACCCAGAAGCUCGUGAAGUUGGAGAAAGAUUGCGACAGUGACACGGUCAAGUUUGUUGUUGAGUCUAGACCUGGUUACGGCUUCUGCCACUUGCUGAACAACUUCACCUGCUUCCAAGAUGGCGAUUUGACCGAAUCUACAGAGUCCUUCGGAAGCGGAUUUGCCAAGCUUGAUAAAAUCUUGGCUGACAGAAAGCAAAAUGCUGUUCAAGGCCUGUAUACCAAGAGGUUGUUUGACGACGAGAAGCUUUUGAUCGCCAAAAUGAAGGAAGAGUUGGACGAGCUUAUCGAUGCUGGACUGAAGCAAGACAAGGAUGAGGUUGCUUGGGAAGCAGCCGAUUUGUUGUACUUUGUGAUGACCUACUGCGUCAAAAACGGCGUCAGCUUGGCCGAUGUGGAGAGAAACUUGGACGUUAAGAGCCUUAAAGUAACUAGAAGAAAGGGUGACGCCAAACCCCAGUACGUGGAAACCCAAUCUGAACAGGUAUCAUCUGAGCUUUACAAGAUGGAAAUAAUCAAGACCUCAUCUGCAUCUGCUGAGGAAAUCGCUCGUGCCUUGACGCGCCCUGUUCAAAAGACAGCUGAUAUCAUGAAGUUGGUUCUUCCUAUUGUUAAACAAGUACAGAAGGACGGAGACAAAGCAUUAAUCGAACUCACAUCAAAAUUUGACGGUGUAACCUUGAGCGAGCCAAUUCUCAAAUCCCCUUUCCCUCAAGAAUUAAUGAACAUAUCUGAUGAUAUGAAGGAUGCCAUUGAUUUAUCCAUGAGGAACAUUGAAAAGUUUCACAGAGCACAAUUACCAAAAGAGGAGGUCUUGACUGUGGAGACAGCUCCAGGCGUUUUCUGUUCUCGUUUCGCCAAGCCAAUUGAAAAUGUUGGUUUGUACGUCCCUGGUGGAACUGCAGUCUUACCAUCCACUGCUAUGAUGUUGGGUGUCCCAGCAAAGGUUGCUGGCUGCAAAAAUAUCAUCGUCGCUUCUCCUCCUGCAAGAGCCACUGGUAAAUUGACCCCAGAGGUGGUGUAUGUCGCUCAUAAGCUAGGGGCCAGCGCCAUUGUAAUGGCUGGUGGGGCUCAAGCCGUCACUGCCAUGGCAUACGGAACAGAAUCCGUAUUGAAAUGUGACAAAAUAUUGGGCCCUGGAAACCAAUUUGUCACUGCUGCUAAGAUGUACGUUCAAAAUGAUACACAGGCAUUGUGCUCAAUCGACAUGCCAGCCGGUCCAUCAGAAGUUUUGGUAAUUGCAGACGAGAACGCAGACCCCGACUUUGUUGCCAGUGACUUGUUAUCGCAAGCUGAACACGGUGUUGACUCACAAGUUAUCUUGAUUGGUGUUAAACUCACUGAAAAAAAACUUAUGGACUUUGAUGAGGCUGUUCGUCGCCAAGCAGAAGCUUUGCCAAGAAAAGAGAUUGUGGCCAAAUGUUUGGCUCAUUCUUUCAUUCUUUUGGCCGAGAGUUACGAAGAAGCUUUUGACUUAAGCAAUCAGUAUGCACCAGAGCACUUGAUCUUGCAAAUUGACAAUGCAGAGAGCUACGUUCCGUCUCACAUCGAGAAUGCUGGAUCUGUUUUUGUUGGAGGCCUUUCACCCGAGUCCUGCGGUGACUAUUCUAGUGGAACAAACCACACUUUGCCUACUUACGGCUAUGCAAGACAGUAUUCGGGUGUAAACACGGGCACCUUCCAGAAACACAUAACUUCUCAGAAUGUUACCAAAGAAGGCCUAGUGAGUAUUGGUAAAGCAGUGAUGACGUUGGCAGCAGUUGAAGGCUUGGAGGCCCACAGAAAUGCCGUGCAUGUUAGAAUGGAAAAGCUUGGGCUACUUUGA
Messenger RNA from Metschnikowia bicuspidata var. bicuspidata NRRL YB-4993, 2553 nucleotides. RefSeq names its product trifunctional histidinol dehydrogenase/phosphoribosyl-AMP cyclohydrolase/phosphoribosyl-ATP diphosphatase (gene HIS4). The record is from RefSeq and is a predicted model, not a curated record. The transcript has a single exon. Gene Ontology annotation, biological process: L-histidine biosynthetic process. Lineage: Eukaryota; Fungi; Ascomycota; Pichiomycetes; Serinales; Metschnikowiaceae. Gene Ontology annotation, molecular function: histidinol dehydrogenase activity; NAD binding; metal ion binding. Bases 1 to 2553 code for a protein of 850 amino acids. Gene Ontology annotation, cellular component: cytoplasm.